CCCCUUUGGGCACCUAGCUUAAAGGGAUUAAUUGCUCAAGCCAGCAUAUUGUAUUUCAGUUAUCUCUAGUCUUGAUUGCUAGCACACGUUCACAGCUUCACUCUAUAAUUCUUUGUUCUUUUCAACGUUUAUAUAUCAAGCUCAUAUUGUUUUUUCCACUGUUACGAUGCCGCGAGAAAAGAAAUGUCCAGGCUGCAAGAAGCCAGUAAAUGAUCAUGAUUUUGGCGUGCCAGGGAAACAUUGUGACGGUCCUGGGGGCGUUCCCGAAAUUCAGGGCAAUUCUACUACACGGAACGACGAACUGUUGAAUUCGCUCGCCGCCGCUGUUCAAACUCUCACGGCCGAGGUUCAAAGUUUGAAGGCCGAUCAUGCUAGCAGUCGUCAGUCCCAUUCCUUGCCGCCCUCCGACGUUGCUUCGUCGUCGCGAUCUUCUAAAGAUGUAUCGCCGCGCCGUGCGACGACGGUUACUUUGCCCGAGCUUAGAGCCAUGGAUGACUUGGCCGACGCGGCGGAUCGACGUGUGGCUCAUGUUCUGCCCAUUGCAUCCAGUGAGUCCGAUGAGGAAGCUGAUAUGGGUGCGCUGGCUUCCUCUCCGUUACGGAAGCCAAAUAAAGCUGAAUUCGUGGCGGGGUAUGCACAGAUUCUACAAUUACGAGAGAUCAGUUCGUUCGAGCGCGCCGAACGACACAAACAUUUGGUAACGCUGAUGUAUCACGCACAGCUAUACGAAUGGGAGGCGGUGCUUGCCUUCCAUGGAGCGGUUUUGCUUGAAAUCGAACGUGGCUUAUUGAUGUGGGGUGAUUCCUUUUCCCACCUCGAAAGCAGAACCCUCCAUGGUCAGCUACUUUCACCGCCGAAAAAGCAGUCUUACAGUUCAGGGCCGACAUUGUUUUGUAGAGAUUAUCAACGCGAGAAGUGCAUUCAUACCAAGGAUCAUUAUGGUUACGUCCGAGGCGAACGUAAAUGGGUAAAACAUAUUUGUGCGGCUUGUUGGGUACAAUCGAGAAAACAGGAAUCGCAUAGAGAGGAUUCAUCUGAUUGUCCGCUUUCAGGGGAAUCAAAAAACUGAUAAACUUCGCCCUUGGUCAAGACAUUGGGGGCGUUCCUUCCGUUACUGUUGCUUCAUUUCCGGAUAUGUCGUUUUGUGCUUUGAAUGCUGAUGCUUGCUCCCAGCCGCUAAAGGCUGCAGUUCCUGACUGUCGUGGCUUUUCCACGGGCGCUGAUUAUAUUCAUGAUGUGUGUUUUCCUCAGCCGGUGGAGGCUGGUGUUCUAGACUGUCGUGGUUUUUCCACGGCCUUUCCUCGUGACUCUCAGCAGGCGAAUGAUUUUUAUUUGUACGCACAUGAGUUAGUUUUUCGUUCUGGUCGCCCGAACUUUGUGGUUUCUCGCCUGCCCGUUCCAAGUUCCCUAAAGAUCAAUACUUGGAGGACUUUGUUGUAUGAUUAUGACGACCAAAUGAUUUGUGAUUUCCUGGAGUUUGGUUGGCCGGUGGGUUUCACUGGCGAUACUGUUCCUAUUUUUGAUGCUCGCACUCACCGGGGUGCGCUCAAUUUUGCGACUCAAGUUUCAGAGCAUUUACAACGUGAAGUCUCGCUUGGUCGUGUCGCUGGGCCGUUUACGGAUCCUCCCUUCGGGGGUGGAUUUGUUACUUCACCGUUGAACACGGUUCCCAAGCGAGAUUCUGAAGAACGUAGGGUAAUUGUGGACUUGAGUUGGCCUAAGGGCGGUUCAGUAAAUGAUGGUAUUCCGUGUGAUAGUUUUCUGGGAGAUCCGUUCGUGACUUGUUAUCCCACUAUAGAUGACAUUGUGGAAGCGAUCGUGCAGUUUGGCCCGGGUUGUUUUCUCUAUAAGAGGGAUCUGCGGCAGGCGUAUAGGCAGUUUCCUGUGGAUCCCGGCGAUUACCGUUUACUUGGAUUCCUCGGCUUUGGCCUCUCUGCAAAAGGAUCUACGACAGACAUUACAAGCUGCUUAUAGCACAGGGACAUAUAGUAAUUUAAAGACUCAAUUUAAGGCCUUUUUUCUAUUUUGCUUAUAUUUUGACUUGACUCCAUUACCAGCAGACAUAGAUACGGUCUGUCUUUAUGUACAGUUUUUAAGUCGUUCGAUUGCACCACCUUCGAUUCGUAAUUAUUUAAGUGGGGUCAAGUUAUUACAUCUUUUCGCCGGUUAGGACUAUGCAUUUACUAAGGAUUUUAGUUUAUCCCUAGCCCUGCGGGGAGUUUCCCGUAGGAUACCACAUGUACCUCAGAGGGCUCCACCGGUAACUCCUAGCCUUUUAUUGCUAGUUGCGCGAACAGUAGAUUUUCAACAUGAUGCUAACUCUUUUACAUUGUAUUGCGCAUUUCUCUUUGCAUUUUUUCUUAUGGCGCGUAUAGCUAAUAUCGUACCGCUUUCUAUUAAGGCAUUUAAUCCAACCCGCGAUCUCACACGGGGUGAUGUUUUGUGUAACGAACACGGGCUUAUCGUCACGUUUAAGCAUACAAAAACUAUUCAGUUCGGUCAGCGUCGAUUACACAUUCCUCUGUUACGUAUUCCAGGCUCGUUAUUAUGUCCGGUCGCUGCCUAUAACAACAUGAUUCGCCUGGUACCCGCUUCUGCACGCAAACCGCUGUUUUUAUUGCUUGGUCAUUCAGGCCCGUUUGCUUUGACGAAGUCCCGUUUUGUUACCGAAUUUCGUCUGGCGCUUUGCUCAGUGGGGGUUGCUCAUGCUGACUCAUAUCGGGGUCACUCAUUUCGACGCGGCUGUGCCUCUUGGGCGUUUAACCACGGAGUACCAGGGGAAUUGAUACAGUUGUAUGGUGAUUGGGCUAGUGACUCUUACAAAUUGUAUUUAGAAUUUAGUAAUCAAUCAAAAUUGGCGCUUGCUUCCCAGCUACGUGCUUCCAUUCAGGCCAGUAGUUAGGCCUUCUGCACUGUUUUGUUGUUUGGCCGGUGGUUUGGU
Molecule: messenger RNA, 2941 nt
Organism: Nematostella vectensis (starlet sea anemone)
Lineage: Eukaryota; Metazoa; Cnidaria; Anthozoa; Actiniaria; Edwardsiidae
Exons: 2
Coding region: 167-1069 (300 amino acids)
Source: RefSeq, a predicted model, not a curated record